CCUCUGCACCCUGAGCAACUGAAGAGCGUUCAGGAGCAGAAAAGAUGAAAGUCUUUCUAGGCUUUCUAUUCAUUGCCCCACUUGCUCUCCCAGCUGGAGCUGAGAAGGAAUAUUCCUCCUUUGAUUCUGCUGCAUCUCCUGAGACAAAAUCAAGAUUUGCCAUGUUGGAUGAUGUACGAAUCUUGGCCAAUGGACUCCUCCAGCUUGGGCAUGGUCUUAAAGAUUUUGUCCACAAGACGAAGGGGCAGAUGAAUGACAUCUUUCAGAAACUUUACAUUUUUGAUAGGUCCUUUUAUGAGCUCUCACAGCAAACGAGUGAAAUCAAAGAAGAAGAAGAACAGCUCCGACAGACUACAGCCAGGCUGCAAAUCCACAACGAAGAGAUAAAAAACCUCUCACAGGAGAUGAAUUCGAAGAUUGAAGACCUCAUACAAAACAAAAUCCAGCUGCAAGAGAAAGUAUGGGGACUGGAAGACAAAGUCACCAAACUGGCCAUUAUCCAGCCCUCAACGCAAGACACAAAAGAAAUUUCUUCACUCAAAGCUUUUGUGGAGCAGCAGGACAAUGACAUCAAGCAACUUCUCAAAAUUGUAGAGGACCAGCACGUGCAACUGGACAAACAGCACAAUCAAAUAAUGGAGCUGGAGGACAAGCUAAACCACAUUGAGCUCCAGGAACUGGCAGAGAACUCUUUCACAGAGGAGCACACAGAACCAGAGGGCACCCCCUUUCCUGCACACAACGCCACCGCUGUGACGCCCAACGCUGAUGGUGCCACCCCUGACUGCACUGCUCUCUACAACAGUGGUGUGCACUCCAGUGGUGUUUACACUAUUAAGCCCAAGGGCUCAGAAGCUUUCAAUGUCUACUGUGAAAUGAAAUUUGGCACUUCCUGGACUGUAAUCCAGAAGAGAGUGGAUGGAUCACUAGAUUUCAACCAAACCUGGGAUGCCUACACAAAUGGUUUUGGUGACCUCAAUGAGGAAUUCUGGCUGGGCCUGAACAAGAUCUAUUCCAUGACUAAACAAGGGGACUACAUCUUCAGGAUUGAGCUGCAGGACUGGAAGGACAGCAGACGUUAUGUGGAGUAUUCCUUCAGCUUGGGAGGCCCUGAAACAAACUACACUCUCCAGCUUACAAGGGUCUCUGGGAGCAUCCCCAAUGCCCUGCCAGAGCAGACAGAACUGAGGUUCUCAACUAAAGACCACGACAUGGACAUAGCCAAUGACUUCAACUGCCCAGAAAACUACCUAGGAGGCUGGUGGCACAGUGAAUGUGAGGAAACCAAUCUGAAUGGGAAAUACGUCACCCCGAGGUCAAGAGGAAGACUGGAGAGAAGGAAAGGUUUAUACUGGAAGCCUAAGAAAGGAAGAUACUACUUGCUCAAGUCAACCAAAAUCAUGAUACACCCAACAGAUUUAAAGUUUUCACUGAAUGCUCAGCCUGGUGCAUUUUAAUUCAGAACACAGAGACUGAACACUACUACAUCAGAGAAGUUCAUGUGAUAUUUAAUACCAGAUGCAUGUCUAAGUCCAUACACUGGAUGGUAAAUUCUUCUGAGCCAUCUGAGAUGGUCUUACAGGGGGUUUGGUGAGUAUUCUUCAGCCUCAGUGCCAAUGUGCUGUAACUUCCAUGGAGCUUCCACCUCCCUAGGAUGACAGUCUAGUGCCUAGGAACUGACCAUCUAUUGAUGUAUUAGAAAAUAUUCCUGGGGGGGAAUGAGUUUCCAGGCUGUUACAUUUGUGUAGCAGGGAAUGCAAAAAGAUCUUCAGCAAAUGAAGGGCUGGCAAUAUGCUAGGGAAGACAUUCAGGUAUUAAUUUAUAGGGGGGGAAAAAGAUUUUGUUUUAUAAAGUAACUAUUUUGAUGUUUGGUUCAUGUUACUGUUGCUGUGAGUGAAUGACAGAUGGGUAAUUACCCAUUUUAGGGUUCUGUGUAUUUCCAGACAGAUUUUCAGCUGUGGCUCAGGCCAACCUUAUCUCAAGUGCUGCACUCAGGCAGCUGUAGACCUGAACACACACAGCAAGGAAGCCAGAGCACAGGUUUCAUCUUUUACAUAUUACACUUGGUAAGAAUGAUGCUUUCUUACUGAAAGUCAAGACCUAAGCUCCACAGCUCACUGCAUUGAUUCAGGCAUCUUUUCUCCUCACUUGAAAUGGAAUCAGAGUGACCCCUUUGCAACCUUUAAGUACACCCAAGAAAUUAAAUGAAGCACACAACAAAACACCUUUCAAAUAAAGAACAGCUGCUCCUGGGGCAACUCCAAGGGAGUCAGAGAUCCCAACCAACAAAUCCUGUAGGCACAACCUAUGUGACAGUGUCAGUCCUGCUCCUGAGAACAUUCACAUUUGUUUAACAUCAGCUACAGAAUGCUCUGAUGCUGGAGAACUCCUGACAUGCUUGUGGAUGGAUGGCUCUGAAGUGUUGACUGACAAAGACUUCAGGUUCUGCAGUUCCACUGAGUCAUAUUGACUUGUCUCCCUCAACCAACCCUUGUACAGUACGGAUUUUUUUUUAUCUCAACGUUUGCAACUACACAGAAAAUGGUUUUGAACUGUAAUUUGUUAAGAGCAAAACAACUGUGAACAGGGCAUGCUAAUUACAGAUAAAAAUGUGAAAAUACUUUGACUUUGCAUGGAUUUAUCACAAAGAAGAAAUCACACAGUGCUGCUUAUUUGUACUGGUGGCUUGUGAUGUUUAAUUACCUGCCCAGCCUCUAAAAAUAAACUAAUAAAUCAAACUUUUGAAAAGACAUGA
Molecule: messenger RNA, 2755 nt
Organism: Calypte anna (Anna's hummingbird)
Lineage: Eukaryota; Metazoa; Chordata; Aves; Apodiformes; Trochilidae
Gene: ANGPTL3
Product: angiopoietin like 3
Exons: 7
Coding region: 45-1457 (470 amino acids)
Biological process (GO): phospholipid homeostasis; triglyceride homeostasis; phospholipid catabolic process
Source: RefSeq, a predicted model, not a curated record